This is a messenger RNA of Torulaspora delbrueckii, 2004 nucleotides long. It is a transcript of the gene HCS1, whose product is annotated as ATP-dependent 5'-3' DNA helicase HCS1. Gene Ontology annotation, molecular function: ATP hydrolysis activity; DNA binding; RNA binding. Lineage: Eukaryota; Fungi; Ascomycota; Saccharomycetes; Saccharomycetales; Saccharomycetaceae. The record is from RefSeq and is a predicted model, not a curated record. The transcript has a single exon. Bases 1 to 2004 code for a protein of 667 amino acids.
AUGAACAAGCCACUGGCGGAGAAGUUUUUGAAAUGUGUGUGUCACGAAAGGGAUCAGGAUGUUGAGAUAACGAGUAAACUGCUGAAUACUUUGUCGCUGCCAAAGCUUGUAGAUGCUGGUUAUGCUAUCUCUAAUUUAAACUUGGAAAAUUUGAGGACUGGUUUGGGUGGUAAGCUCUAUAUGGAACUGGGCCCUGAUCGUGCUAUCAGUGACGAGAUCAGUAGAGGGGAUAUCAAGUCUGGUGAUAUCGUAUUGAUUAAGCCAAAAACAUCCGGCUCCAGGAAGAAUAGGCGCAAUGGUGAAAAGGAAGAUGAAGAGGAUCAAUGCGAUGGUGUAGUGUUCAAGAUUACCGAUCGACAACUAGUCAUUACGACUAAUGAGAACCAAGAGGAUGCUGCGGCUCGUCUCUUCGCCUCUAACCGCCUAUACGUGCUUAAAACUACCAACACUAUAACGUACCAGCGUAUGGAAUCAUCCAUGCGGAAACUUGGAGAGUUUGAAUCGGUUCCGAACAAUAAGAUAACUCAGUAUUUGCUUACCGAUAGACCAUUUUUGGCGCAAAAACCUUCGAAUGAUGUAUCUUUUCAUAACAAGAGCUUGAAUGAGCCUCAGCAAGAUGCAAUUAGAUUUGCUUUGGCAAACGAUAUUUGUAUCAUUCAUGGACCCCCAGGUACCGGGAAAACAUAUACUUUGAUAGAAUUGAUUCAGCAGCUUUGCGAUAAAGGCCAACGGAUACUCGUCUGUGGGCCUUCCAAUAUGGCUGUGGAUACGAUCUUGGAAAGACUCGCCAAAGUCUUACCUGGGAACUUGCUACUAAGAAUUGGUCAUCCAGCUCGUCUACUGGACAGUAAUCUGGCCCACUCACUGGAUAUACUGAGUAAGAGUGGAUCUGCGGGUGGAAUCCUGAAGGACAUUAGAGAUGAGAUUGAUCGAAAGAUCGCAUCUAUAAAAAAGAUUAAGUCAUCAAGGGAACGCAGACAAGGCUGGAAUGAUGUAAAAGAAUUGAGAAAAGAAUUAAGGCAGAGAGAACGUAAAGUCAUUGUAGAUCUCAUCCUCGAAGCAAGAGUCAUCGUGGCCACUUUACAUGGGUCCAGCAGCCGUGAACUUUGUUCAGUAUAUCAUCAGACGCCUAAACUCUUCGAUUGCUUGAUCAUUGAUGAAGUCUCACAGAGUUUAGAGCCUCAAUGUUGGAUUCCGCUGAUAUCUCACUACAGGUCGGACAUCAGUAAGCUUGUGUUAGCUGGUGAUAACAAGCAAUUACCGCCAACGAUCAAGACCGAGGAUGAUGCUAAUAUCAAGAAAACCCUGCAAACUACACUCUUCGAUAGGCUGGUUGCCUACUAUGGGGACAGUUUCAAACGAUUGCUCAGCGUUCAGUAUCGUAUGAAUGAGGAGAUUAUGAAAUUCCCAUCAGAAACCUUGUACAAUGGGCAAUUGGCCGCCGAUGAUUCAGUGGCUACUAAGAUUCUGUCCGAUUUGCCGGGUGUGGACUCUAAUGAUGACACUGAUGCUCCAUUUAUUUGGUACGACACGCAAGGCGAUGAGUUUAUUGAGAGCAGUCAAGAAGAAAGCGUUGUGGCUUCCAAAUUCAAUGAGAACGAAGCGCUAUUAGUGAAAGAUCACAUCCAGAGACUCAUAGAUAGUAACGUUUCUCAAAAUUCCAUCGGGGUUAUCGCACCAUACAGUGCCCAAGUGACCAUCUUGAAGCAUUUCUUGAGUGAGAAGUUCCCACAGAUCGAAAUAUCAACCGUGGAUGGAUUUCAAGGACGUGAAAAGGAAGUAAUUAUCCUUUCCUUGGUCAGGAGUAACGACAAAUUUGAAAUUGGUUUCUUGAAGGAUGAGAGAAGGCUCAAUGUGGCCAUGACGAGGCCCAAAAAACAGCUAUGUGUCAUCGGUAACAUCGAAACGCUACAAAGAUGUAACAGUAAGUUUUUAAAAGCCUGGGCAAAAUAUGGUGAGACUAACGCUGAUAUUAGAUAUCCCGAUAUUGGAGAUCUUCUAUAA